UCCCGGGGCGGGGACCGCACACUCGCACGGGGCGAGAGCGUGCUGCCCGGGAACGUCCGUCCUGGUCGGGGAAGACGAUUGGAACUUUGCAGGCUGACCCCCGCGGUGGUGGACGUCGGGGCCGGGACGCCGCAGUGGGGUCCCCGGGACCGCUAACUGCUUCAGCCCCGGGGAACCACAGCCCAAGGCCAAGGGGACGACUCCCGACGCGGACGCUGGCAGGUGCUUUGCCUGCGUGCAUGUCUGUGUCCCGCGCCCAUCUUGUGUCCACAGAGCCCAGACGAGAGCUCCAGAUCACCUGGAAGGACUUGCUGUGAGCCAGCCAUGGCUGCUAAGGAUUGCCCAUCAUUGUGGAGCUUUGGAACAACAAAGACAUUCAAAAUCCCCGUUGAGCAUUUGGAUUUCCAGUAUAUUGAAAAAUGUUCGGACAUAAAACACCUGGAAAAAAUUCUCUGCGUGCUGAGGUCCGGUGAAGAGGGCUAUUACCCUGAACUCACAGAGUUCUGUGAGAAGCGCCUCACGGGCCUGGCCCCUGGAAGUCGAGCCCUGCGGAAGGAUAAGCCUGCAGCGACCGCGUCCAGCUUCACAGCGGAGGAGUGGGAAGAAAUCGACAGUGACUUAAAGAGCUGGGUAUCAGAAAUCAAAAGAGAGGAAAAUACGAGACACUUCCAUGACCCCGAAACACACCGAGGAGUGGAAGAUCAUCUGCCUCCAGUCCGUGGCUCAGACAACAGCCCUCAGAGCGGCAAGGGAACCUAUCCUAAAAGCAAGCCAGCUAAGAAGAAAGUCCCACGGGAUUAUGCCGAGUGGGAUAAAUUUGAUGUGGAAAAGGAAUGUUCGAAAAUUGAUGAAGACUGCAAAGAAAAGACAAUGGUAAACAACAAGGCUCAUUUGUCUAAAAUUGAGACAAAAAUAGACACAGCAGGUCUAACUGAGAAGGAGAGGAGCUAUCUGGCCGAUCGUGAAAGGGGGAAAGGAAAUGAGGCUUUCCACGCAGGGGACUAUGAAGAGGCCGUGAUGUAUUACACCAGGAGCUUAUCAGCCCUUCCCACCGUGUCUGCCUAUAACAACCGAGCACAAGCGGAAAUCAAAUCACAGCGAUGGGACAGCGCUCUCCAAGACUGCGAGAAGGCCUUGGAGCUGGAGCCUGGAAACAUAAAAGCUCUCCUGAGACGUGCCACUGUGUACAAACACCAAAACAAGCUCCAGGAGGCCGCGGAAGACCUGAAAGAGGUGCUGGGCCUGGAGCCUCAUAAUGAUUUGGCCAGGAAAACCCUGUCAGAUGUUGAAAGCGAGCUGAAGAAAUCAGAACCAGCCUCGGAGCCCCACAGCAAAGGGACAAGGAUGGUGAUUGAGGAAGUGGAGAACUCGGGAGAUGAAGGUGAAAAGAGAAACGGAGACCAACCUGAAGACGGCGGCGGCGGCGACACGGCCAGCGCCAUGGGCAACAUCCAGAAGAAGCUGCUGGGCCGGAGCGAGGGCGGCAGGCGGUCGCGGCGGGGCCGGACCCCGGGGCCCCGAGCCGAGCAGCAGGGAGGCCCGCGGGGGCCCGCGACGGCCGGAGGCGGCGACCACCCGCACCCCGGGGAGCCCCGAGCCCCCGACGGUCCCGGCGACCUCAAGGGCCAGGGCAACGAGCUGUUCCGCGGCGGGCAGUUCGCCCAGGCGGCCGCGCGGUACUCGGCGGCGAUAGCGCAGCUGGAGCCAGAAGGAAGCGCAAGCGCGGACGAGCUAAGCAUCUUGUAUUCAAAUAGAGCAGCAUGCUACCUCAAAGAAGGGAACUGCAGCGGCUGCAUCCAGGACUGUAACAGGGCUCUGGAACUUCGCCCAUUCUCGGUGAAGCCUCUUCUGCGCCGAGCAAUGGCCUACGAAACCAUAGAGAAAUACGGGAAGGCUUACGUGGACUAUAAGACAGUGCUGCAGAUGGACGCCGGGAUCCAGCUGGCAAGCGACAGUGCCAACAGAUUAACAAAAAUAUUAAUGGAGCUAGAUGGACCAAAAUGGCGGGAGAGUCUGCCACCCAUCCCGGUUGUCCCCACCGCGUCUGAGCCACCCCAAGUUCGGCCUCCUGCUGCAGAGCCCCCAGACCAAGAGCUACAUCCCAGCGGCUGCCCGCCGGGCACCACAGAUGAAAAAAUGUUUCAAGUCCUUAAGGAAGAAGGAAAUCAACUUGUAAGGGACAAAAACUAUAAGGAUGCCAUUAGUAAAUACAGUGAGUGCUUAAAAAUUAACAGCAAGGAGUGUGCCAUCUAUACAAACAGAGCCCUCUGCUACCUGAAGCUCGGCCAGUUUGAGGAGGCGAAGCUGGACUGCGACCAGGCGCUUCGGAUAGACGGAGAGAACGUGAAAGCCUGUUACAGACUAGCGCUCGCCCAGAAAGGACUGGAGAACCGCCUGGAAAGCUCAGCUGACCCGAGUCAGGAUCUUCUGCACCCAGAUGCGGGUGAGGCAACCAGGCCCCCGGACGCUAAGACUGGCACGGCGCCUCCCAGCAAAGGGAGGGAGAGGAGGAGAAUCCAAGUCCAAGAGGUGAAUGAAAGCAGUGAGGAGGAGCUCGAGACAGCUGCAGAGGCCGCUGCAGCCUCCCCGCCUGCCGAGGGGGUAGCUGGUCAUGGAGGAGGGUCUGCAGAAUGCUCCCAGAGACUCGCGGUCUCCCGGCCCAGCAGCGCCUAUGAGUUUGGACAGGUCCUAAACACCAUCUGCACCAGGAAAGAUGCAGAGGCCUGUGCACAGCUGCUGGCCGUCACUGCACCCAGAGACCUGCCAGUGUUGCUAAGCAACAGACUGGAAGGGGACAUGCUCUUCCUCCUCGUCCAGUCCCUGCAUAGUCACCUCGCGGUCAAGGACCCCUCGCUGGCGUACGAGCAUCUCUGGUCCUUGAGCAAAGCACAGAGGUUUAAGAUGACCCUGACACUAAUUAACAAAAGCCAAAAGGAGCAGAUGGCCCAGCUGCUUGACAGCCUAGCACAGGCGCCAACCGACGGUUUUACUGCGGAGGAUGUGCAGGCCCUAAGAAGGGAGUAUGAGCUUUAACACCGGCUGCCGCGUUCCCGACGCUCCCAGACCGCACUGCCAUAGAGCAGCAGGGGAGGCUACACUCAGAAGGAUCUGUGUUUGCACUGUUGGACGUUGUACUUAUUUUUAUAUACAGAAUACACACACAUAUAUAUAUUACAAUCCAGUUUUUUACGAAACAGGGUUUCUCUGUAUUGUUUGAGGCUGUCAGUCCAGCCCAGCCUCGAACUCAGAGAUCCGCCUGCCUUUCCCUUCCGAGUGCUGGAAUUAAAGGUGUGCACCACCACCACCUGGCACAAUCCAGUUUUUGUUGUAAAUAUUCUGUUCUAGAGCCAGCACCUUUAUAUUUAAUAGCUACAUUCGGAACUUGGCAAAUUGCAUUCUAAUUUCUAGUCCUUUCAGACACGAACUGAAGACAUUCAUUCCUAUCUUUAAAAGUGAAUGUUAACUUUUCAUGACUGCAUCACCGUCUAUCUCCCUCAGAUAUGCAUAAAAUCCACGUUAGCAGAGUGGCUUAUUGUCAGUUGAAAUGACAACACUUACGUCUACAAGACCAUUACUAGUUUAGAGACACAAGGAACUUAUUUUUUCUAAUAUGAAAACAAACAUGCCUAAUAAAAAUUACCGAAACGUCCAAUCAUUUUUACUAUGUGACUUUCCUCAUAUGUGACCUGUAAGUAGUAAGACUAUACUCAGCCUGUAAUUGUCUUCUGCUUUGAGUACUUUUUACAGUAAAGGGGAAAUGUAUAUAAAGUCA
Mesocricetus auratus (golden hamster) is the source of this 3772-nucleotide messenger RNA. It is a transcript of the gene Spag1, whose product is annotated as sperm associated antigen 1. The coding region runs from base 325 to 3033 and encodes 902 amino acids. Lineage: Eukaryota; Metazoa; Chordata; Mammalia; Rodentia; Cricetidae. Gene Ontology annotation, cellular component: mitochondrion; cytosol. Gene Ontology annotation, molecular function: heat shock protein binding. The record is from RefSeq and is a predicted model, not a curated record. The transcript has 20 exons.